AUAUCCAUAAAGCUUCAGCACCGUAUUCUCAAAGCAUCCAUUCCAUUAACAAGAAACCUCGCAAAGACAAUCUCCAUUAUCUCGCCCAAGAUGGCGUCCCAACUACUACCCUUAGAACUCAUCGACAAGUGCGUCGGCUCAAGAAUAUGGGUCAUCAUGAAGGGUGACAAGGAAUUCAGCGGAACGCUACUAGGAUUCGACGAUUACGUCAACAUGGUCCUAGAGGACGUGACAGAAUUCGACUACUCAGGAAACCAUACCAAGCUCUCCAAGAUCCUUUUAAACGGCAACAACAUUUGCAUGUUAAUACCGGGAGGAGAAGGGCCUGUAGCCACAUAGAAAUAAGGCUCCAGGGGGAUAUCCAUAUCUGAUAAUGGAGGGUUUCUUUCACCAAUGCCAUGCUGCUAACCCGCAGCAAUGAGCUAGGCCGAGUAAUAAACAUAUUCACAGAAUGGUCUAUAAGUCAAAUUAAGCAUCUUAAAAGGUCCAGUUCAUCGG
Hypoxylon fragiforme is the source of this 498-nucleotide messenger RNA. Its product is annotated as like-Sm domain-containing protein. The coding region runs from base 91 to 339 and encodes 82 amino acids. NCBI's taxonomy places the organism in Eukaryota, Fungi, Ascomycota, Sordariomycetes, Xylariales, Hypoxylaceae. Gene Ontology annotation, biological process: mRNA splicing, via spliceosome. The transcript is spliced from 6 exons. Gene Ontology annotation, molecular function: RNA binding. The record is from RefSeq and is a predicted model, not a curated record. Gene Ontology annotation, cellular component: Lsm1-7-Pat1 complex; U6 snRNP; U4/U6 x U5 tri-snRNP complex.